GGGACUGCGACUGAGAUUGCCACGGCAGUUUAAGUGAUUGCAAGCGAUUGUUAAGAAUUUGUGACAGUAUUGCCGUCAGAUGUUACCCCCUCGGGGUAGAUUUAUCAAUUUUUUGGGUGCCUUUUUUCAAAGAUUUCGACUUCAAGUCUCAAAAUAAUUUAGUGUAUGGAGUUUGGGGGGUCCCAAUGAUCAUUUAGACACAAAAUCUCCACAUAGAAAAAUUUUGAAUACCAUCAUUUUAGUACUACUUAAGGCCCGACUUAAGGAUCAAUGUAACCAAAACCGCAAUUUAUUACAGGAAUCUGUAAAACAACAAGUGUGUGUUUGUAAAUUUGAGGUUAGGAAGGAAAAUUUCAUUAUUUUGCUUUUGCUUUUAAAAUUUAAAAUUAAUAAUUAAAACAAGGAUAUAAUCAUGUCGGUUUGGAAAAAGGCAGCGAAAUCCCACCAAAAGACCCAUCGAGAACGGCACCAGCCCGAAUCCAGGCAACAUUUGGGGCUCCUCGAGAAACCCAAAGACUAUCGAAAACGAGCCCAAGACUACAACGAAAAAAAAGAAACCCUCAAAGUAUUGAGAAAACGAGCCCUGAAUAGAAAUCCUGACGAGUUUUACCAUCACAUGAUCAACUCUAGAACCGAAGAGGGCAGGCAUUUCGAGAAGGAACUGGAAAUUGAAGACACCCCCGAGCAGUUGCAGCUGAUGAGAACACAAGAUUUGAAAUACAUUGUUACCAAACGUACUCAAGAGCAAAGAAAAAUUGAAAAGCAACAAGCUCAGUUGCAUUUGACUAGUGUAGAUCAUAAUAUAACAAAUACACAUAUAAGGUUUGAGAAAAAUAAGGACAAAAACAAAAAAUUGAAUAGUUAUAAGCUUGAAAAAUUGUCUGAAAUUGAAUUGCCAGAUGUUGAUCCUGCUUCUUUACAGAAAUCAGCCAGGACUCGUCAACAGCUCUACAACGAAUUAGCCAAAAGAAUCAAAAGAGAAAAGGAAUUGGCAAUAAUACAACAGAAAAUCGAAAUGAAUAGAGCAAUAGAAAAUAAAACCAACAUUCUUCCACCUAAACGAAUCAAAAAGGUUUUAAUUUAUCUCUAUACCCACAUCCAUUUUAAAUCCAUUACAUCAGUAGUUAGUGAGUUAGGUACAAUGAAUACAAUUAUUGAGAAAAUUAAAAAUAGUCCUCAAACUUUUGUGAUAGCUGAAAUUGGUCAAAAUCAUCAAGGCAAUAUACUGAUAGCAAAAGAGCUGAUUAAAAUAGCAAAAGAAUGUGGGGUGGACUGUGUAAAAUUCCAGAAAACUUGCCCCCAAGAAAAAUUCACAAAAGCUGCCCUGGAAGCUCUAUACUUGGGAGAAAAUUCAUGGGGCAAAACUUACGGAGAACAUAAGGCCUAUUUGGAGUUUUCCAAUGAGGAAUUUAUGGAAUUGCAACAAUACGCUCAGAGUAUUGAUGUUCUUUUUACUGCCUCUGCUAUGGAUGAAGUUUCUUUGAAGUUUUUAAUCGAAAUUAAUGUGCCUUUUAUUAAAAUUGGCUCAGGAGAUUCAAAUAAUUUUUUACUAAUUGAAGAGGCUGCUAAAAGUGGCAUACCACUUGUCAUAUCAACUGGUAUGGUUGAAUUUGAAACAGUCCAAAGAAUCUACAAUUUAGUCUCAAAAUAUCACAAAAAUUUUGCCUUAUUGCAUUGCAUCUCAGCUUAUCCAACUUCUUAUGAGGAUAUAAAUUUAAAAGUUAUCCAAGACUAUCAACAGAAGUUUCCUGAUAUUGUAACAGGCUAUUCAGGGCAUGAAAUUGGUUUGCACAUCACUGUUUCAGCUGUAGCUUUAGGAGCAAAGAUUAUUGAACGUCAUAUUACGUUGGAUAAAACCCAAAAAGGAUCCGAUCACAAGUGUUCAUUAGAACCACAAGAACUUAAAUUGCUUAUUGAACAACUACGAAGCUUGGAAGUUGCUUUGGGUCAACCAUUCAAACGAGUGCAAAUAUCUGAAAAGCCUUGCUUUGAAAAACUGGGCAAAAGCCUUGUGUAUGCAAAUAAUUACACAAAAGGCCAUAAAAUGACUCAUAAAGACUUCAAAGUUAAAGUUUCUGUGCCUAAAAAAGGCUACAAUGCAACAAAAUACCAAGACAUUUUGGGGAAGAUUUUGCUUAUUCAAGUGGCAGCAGAUCAACCAAUUGAAUUAGAGCAUUUUUGGCCCAAUUAGAUUAGAAUGAAAAGCUUUUGCAAAUCAUUAUUAUGUUCAAAAUCAAACGAAGUCAACCCAGUGAAAAAGAGAUCACACGUCACUCGACAGGGGUCCAAAUUAAUGGGGCGCAUGAUCCCAUUGUGAAACUAUAAUAGGAAAACAAUUAUUUUAGAAUAAAAGAGUGGUUUGUU
Ceutorhynchus assimilis (cabbage seed weevil) is the source of this 2364-nucleotide messenger RNA. NCBI's taxonomy places the organism in Eukaryota, Metazoa, Arthropoda, Insecta, Coleoptera, Curculionidae. The record is from the annotation of a GenBank genome assembly.